This is a messenger RNA of Chroicocephalus ridibundus (black-headed gull), 2535 nucleotides long. It is a transcript of the gene UBR7, whose product is annotated as ubiquitin protein ligase E3 component n-recognin 7. Gene Ontology annotation, cellular component: cytoplasm. The coding region runs from base 1 to 1251 and encodes 416 amino acids. The record is from RefSeq and is a predicted model, not a curated record. Gene Ontology annotation, molecular function: zinc ion binding; ubiquitin protein ligase activity. The transcript is spliced from 11 exons. Lineage: Eukaryota; Metazoa; Chordata; Aves; Charadriiformes; Laridae.
AUGGAGGCGGCGGCGGCGGAGGGCGCCGAGCCGGCGGGCGGCGGCUGCGGCGCGGAGGAGCCGGUGGUCUCCUUGGCGGAGGUGCUGGCGGAGAACGAGGAGCUGGAGAAGGAGGCGCGGGCCGUGCUGGGGGGCAGUGACCACGAGCGGUGCAGCUACUCACAGGGCGCGGUGAAGCGGCAGGCGCUGUACGCCUGCAGCACCUGCACGCCGCCCGGCGGGGAGCCGGCGGGGAUCUGCCUGGCCUGCAGCUACGAGUGUCACGGCACCCACCGCCUCUUCGAGCUCUACACCAAGAGGAACUUCCGCUGUGACUGUGGAAAUAGCAAGUUCAAAAAUCUGCAGUGCAAGUUGCUCCCAGAAAAGAGCAAGGUGAAUUCAGGAAAUAAGUAUAAUGACAAUUUCUACGGAUUAUACUGUACUUGUAAAAGACCUUAUCCUGAUCCUGAAGAUGAGAUUCCAGAUGAGAUGAUCCAAUGCAUAGUUUGUGAAGACUGGUUCCAUGGAAGGCAUCUUGGUGCAAUUCCCCCUGAAAGUGGAGACUUCCAUGAAAUGGUAUGCCAAGCCUGCAUGAAUCACUGCCAUUUCCUAUGGGCCUACGCAUCACAGUUAGCAGUUCCUGCUUUGACCAAAGUGAACUCCCUUGAAGAUGAAGGGAUUGUCCUGAAGGUUGAGGAAAGCGAAGAGCAGAAAAAAGAAAUAAAAAAAGAAGGUGGAGUGGAACACCAAGAAAUGAAGGAGGAAAAGCAAACGGAACAGUUCAAUGAGCCAUCCACUAGCUCUGGGUCUGCCUGUCCUGAGGUAGUUACGAAGAGCGAGGGGCCAGUCUGCAAGCUGAAAGAACUCCAAAGCAAGCAAUUUUUAAAAAAAGAUACUGCCACCUUUUGGCCAUCGAACUGGAGAAGCAAAUUAUGCACCUGUGCAGACUGUUUGAAAAUGUAUUCAGAGCUUGAAGUCCAGUUCCUGACAGAUGAAUGCGACACCGUCUUGGCUUACGAAAAUAAAGGUACCAGUGACCAAGAAACAGAGAGGAGAGAUCCUUUGAUGGACACCCUUAACAGCAUGAACAGAGUCCAGCAAGUGGAACUCAUCUGCGAAUACAAUGAUUUAAAGACAGAACUGACGGACUAUCUCAGGAGAUUUGCAGAUGAGGGAACGGUGGUUAAAAGAGAAGACAUUCAGCAUUUCUUCGAAGAAUUUCAGUCACGGAAAAGACGACGGACUAACAGGAUGCAGUACUACUGUAGUUAGACUGAGGGGGUUUGGGGCGGAAAGGACAGCUGGGAAAACAGUACUCAUUGGCAAACAGACGAGGCAUCUCCAGUAUUUGGCUUCUCAUCAAAAUCCAACUGUCCAAGAAACGUCUUCGUUUUGUCUCCUUCUUCCCUUAUUUGUAGCGACUGAAAGCGUUCUUAGCAGGUACCUUGCAAUUAUAGGGAUGUCAGUUCUGCCCGACUGCGCUCCCCCCAAAGCUGGCCUUGUCCCAGGGGGGAGGACGGCUUGUUACACCAACGGUGUGCCACCGCACCUUCCCUUUGGCCUGUCACCUGUGUCACUGUGCCUGGCGCUGUGCUGCGGCCUGGGUGGGCUCCGCAGUGCGGGCAACACGCACUCACUCUGCUUUCCAAGACUGGAGCUUUCCUGCUUUCCUUUUUUCCUGCUUUUCUUUUUUCUUGCUUCCUGCAGCACCGCUUCAGGGUGUGGUGGUUCUAGCGAAGGCUCCCCGCGCAAAGACAUGUCUCUCUACUGCGGCAGGGGAGGCAGCGCUCCUGGAAGGCUCGAGCCGCCCGUGUUCGGCCACGGUUGUUGGGUGAAACUGCGUCCCAACACUGGGGUGGGAUCAGGGGAAGCAAACAGCACUGGAGCGCCGCAGGCUCGCUCGCUCGCUGCUCUGGAAGCGCUCCCUAGGCGGGUGAAAAAAUGAGAAAUCAGAGGGUUCUGUUUUUAUAAAUUCAAAAACUUCAUUUCUAAUAUUGUACAGGCAUGUUUUACAUGCAGAAAUUUGUCACAUGAACCUUAUCUCCUCGCUGGAAUGAUGUACUAAAUUACAAAUUAAGCAUGAGCGGGGUGUUGUUACAGGAAUUCUAACAUGACUUUUAAGAAUCUACACUUAGCUACAGUUAAAUACUGACUUUUCCUAAGUUUGGAGCCUAAUGUAGUUUUUAGUUUUCUUUACCCACAAACCCCAAACAUACUUUAAGAAAGUUCUGAUUUUUUACCUCCUACUUUGUGUAGUUGGAGGGUUUCUUUCCCAUGGGCUACUAUUCUGCUUCCACGUUAAUCACUUUUGAGAAGUAAAUCAGACCUUUCUCUAUCAUUCUCCCUAUUAAUAGUUUCUGACCGCUUUAUUUACAAAAGCUGGUUCUAGCGUAGGGGCUCAGCUCAUCGGUUUGUUUCCUGCGAAAUGAUUAGUUGCUUUUAAAUUUAACUGGGGGUAGUGGAUGUGCUUUUUUUUUUUUUGUAGCAACUGUUAACGGGAAUUGUAACUGCCUAGCAAACUUAAAAUACCUGCAAAUUAAAGAACUGUUCAAUCUG